Messenger RNA from Didymodactylos carnosus, 321 nucleotides. Lineage: Eukaryota; Metazoa; Rotifera; Eurotatoria; Philodinida; Philodinidae. The record is from the annotation of a GenBank genome assembly.
AUGUUAUGGCUUUACAGGAUCAAAAUGGAAAAUCGUCUAAGAGCGAAUGCUACAGAAGGUACGUUUAAAAUUGAUUAUCCAACAUUAGGAGCUGGUGGUCAUUGGACCUUGGUAGAAAACAAAGGUUUGAUGCUGAUGUUUAGAGAAAAAAUUACAUAUGGACAAGGGUGCUCUCAGAAUGAUAUUAUAUCUAUAGCAAAAUUAGGAGAUGGAACAGCACUAUUUCGGGAUUUUGUACAUGACGCAAGUAAUUUGGGUAAUGGGCUGAAUGAUCACGUAGCAUUUGCCACAUUGAUUAAGCAAUGCUGUCCACUUCAUUAA